Mesorhabditis belari is the source of this 3552-nucleotide messenger RNA. Lineage: Eukaryota; Metazoa; Nematoda; Chromadorea; Rhabditida; Rhabditidae. The record is from the annotation of a GenBank genome assembly.
AUGGGCAAUCAGGUGUAUGGAUCGAACACGAAAAAGGACAAUCUCACUUUGGCUGAAGCUAGACAAUAUGUGAGCGAUGAAGAAUUUGAGCGGCUACGACGGGCGUUCAUUCGCUUCAAAAAGAAUGGGCUCACUUUUGACGAUUUUCGGUAUCACGUGCUUGGAGGGGCAAGAAUUCCCCUCUCUGCAGCUCGCCUUCUCUUCAGUUAUUUCACAAAAGGAAAUGAGAGCCUUUCAUUUGAAAAUCUUGUUUGUGCCCUUGUUGGGAUUUGUCGUGUUGAAGUCGUUCAAGCCAGCUUUGCAGAAGAAAAUCCCGAUUUUGUGUCUUGGGGCCUUCUUCCACCAAUGUUAACCGCUCCUAUACAUGAUGCUUUCAUUUCUUUUUAUGAAGUCAUGUCAUAUGUAACACAUUUAUCUGUCGAGGAAGUGAGAGAACUAGAAAAAGUGUUUGCAACGAUUAGCGAUCGUGGCCAAUGCACAAUCACGAAAAAGAAUUGGAAUAUGGCGGCGGCAGAAUGUUUUCCGGAUUGGCUUGUUUCUGGGUUGUUCAAAGUUUUCGAUGAGAAUGGGAAUGGAUCAAUCGAUUUCCGAGAACUCGUUUGUGGAGUUUCGGCAAUGUGUCGUGGACCGUCACCGUCGCGCUUUUCAUUUCUUGCAAAGCUAUGGGACGAAGAUAUGGACGGAGUACUUUCGCCAGAAGAACUCAUCAUUCUUUAUGAGAGACUUGCCGUUCCAUCAUCAAAAAGAACGAUCUCCUGUAGUCGUGGUGAAAAUGCGGCUCCAGUAGAUUUUGCUGCAUGGGCGAUUAGUGAGGGUUCAGAAUUUGUUGAUGAGCUAGCGGAUAUGGCUCUUGAGAUUGGCCAUAUUUGUCUUGGUUUAAGGCCUGAGAUGUUAGAAGUUGAACAUCAAGUGAUCAGUAAUCUAUUGGAACGAGUUCGCGACUAUUCAAUCGCUGAAUGGAACAUUGUGUCAUCACAUUGGUAUGCCGAGUGGUCAAAAACGAUUUUGUCCGGCACUCGUCCGCCACCAGUCAGCAAUCGAGACAUUUGUGGGACGAAAGAGGAUGGAGCAACUAGCUCAAUGGUCGCUUGUAUCACUGCUGAGUCAGCGUGUCUCCGAUCGAAUAUUAACCCGUCUGAGUUCAUCAAAGUUCCACCAGUCAUGUGGAGAGCGCUUUUACGGUGGCAUGGAAGUCAACAAUCUAUCGAUGGACAGUUCACUCGUCGUCUGUUGCCCGCUGAACUUUCAGAUACAGGAAACCCUCAACUCGAACUUUUCCCACUUGAUGUGAUCAUCAUGAGACAUGAAAGAAGGAAAUCGGCAAUUGGACGUGAUGAGAUAGGUCAAAGCCCAUGGGCGUAUGCUCAAGUUUCUCGGGCUGUCAGUAUUGGGGAAUUGCUUCAGCUAGCUAAACAAGAACUUCGAUUGAAUGAUGAAGAGGCUCGGCUAUGGCUUGUUACAAAAAAAGACGAAAGAGAGCAAAGACGUGAAAGCAAAGAAGGAAUCCGUUUAAGCGAUAUGAGCUCUAAGGAAGGAAGACAAGGAACGGGGACUUCAAGUGAAAAUGUUUUGCUUGACGAGCACGAGUGUUCUCUUCACGAAUUGGGUUCUCUGACAGGCAAAGAGCUGAAGCUUCUUCUUGAAAUUCGAGAUCGCACAACGGGAAUUUGGCCGGAAGAGGCGCGAAUCGCAGCAACGGGUUCUGGGAGCAUUGGAACAGCUUGUGGAGAAAGAGAAGGGAGUAGGCCUGGAUUUGUUGGACUUGUAAACACUGGGAAUUAUUGCUAUCGAAAUGCGGCUGUUCAGUGUCUAGCACGAGUCUCACCGUUGACUGAAUACUUGCUCGAUGCGGGAAAUAUCACAACACUUAACAAACGAGAGUCAAAUGUGAGUGUGAAAACAACGCUCGAGUAUUCGAUGCUUCUUAAAGAAAUGUGGACCACAACAAGGAAAAACAUCUCACCGAUUGAUUUCAAUGAGGCUUUAAAAAACGCACAAAGUUUUAUGCCUGGAGAGCAGCAUGAUUGUCAAGAAUUUGUAAACUUUAUGCUUGAGAAUAUUGCCACUGCGUUAACAGAACAGCUGAAAGUUCAAAGUAAACAAGAAGACGAAGAAGAGAAAAAUAAAGUAUUGGAAAAUGUUGUGGAAAAGCCGAAAAUUAGUGAGAGGCAAAAGGCGACAGAGGCAUGGCUUCAUUUCAUCGAGCACAACAAUAGUUUAGUUUCAAAGCUGUUUGCAGGACAACUAAAGUCAUCUCUUGUCUGUAAAUCGUGUGGCGCGUCUUCUUCAGUUUUCGAGCCAUUCACUUCACUCUCGUUACCAAUUGGCUUCGACAAUGCUGAGCUUUUUCAAGUGAUUGUGGUACGAAGGGACGGAUCUGUGCCGACGAGAUAUGGCUUUAGGCUGCCCCGAGAAGCAAAUAUACGAGCGUUUAAGGAAUCAAUCUCCGAGGUUUGCUCGAUCACCCCCACUCGAAUCGCCAUGCUUUGUAUGAGCAAUAAAGGCAAUUUAAUGCAGUGUGCAGCCGUCUCAGACAAUGCUUCUGUCACAACAUUUCCAUCAGGGGCCCGGGUCUAUGCAAUGGAGUUGCCCGAGAUUGAAGAGAAACACGCGUGGACUGUGGCCGUGCAUCGGAAGCUGCAAUACAACUACGAGCCUUAUUUCCUCGGCGCAACUUCUGGCUUCAUUGUCAACGUGUUCGGCCUUCCGUUGAUAGUCCCUCGAUCGGAAACUCUGAACGGUUCAUCGAUGUAUGCCGAUGUUUGGCGUCAAAUGUCUCGUUUCAUCUCGGCUCAACCACUUCCUUUCUCAAGCCGAGCCGCUGAUCCAUGUGAAGACUCAUCUUCUGGUCAUCCAUUCACUUUAAGCAUUGUUGAUUCUUCUCUGCAAUGGUGUGCUCUUUGCCCGCCUCUGAAAUUCUGUCGUGGUUGUCAGAUUCGCGCUGAUGCAACCAUUCCGAUGAUUCCACAAGAGGCGUGCAUUGCAGUUGACUGGAUGCCAACAGCGCUCUACUUACGAUAUAAUCUUUCGGAAGAAAGGAAAUUUGAUGAUGAUGCAUCCGUUGAACAAACUUGGCAAAGACAUUACAGUCCUUCAUCGCUUGAAGCAUGUUUGGAGAAGUUUAGCUGUCCUGAGACUCUCGACUCGUUGAUUGAAUGUGAGCACUGUCAACAAAGAACUCGAAGAGAUAAAGUGAUGACGAUUUGGACUCUGCCUCGAUAUUUAAUCAUUCAAUUGAAACGCUUUGAGUAUCGGAGAGAAGAGGGACGAAUCGGAAAGUGCAAACGAGCGGUCGAUUUCCCAUUGACUGGAUUCGAUCCAACACCGUUUGUCGACUCAGCGAGAGAAUCCACCGAAGGACGAGCCGCUUUGUAUGAUUGCAUUGCUAUAUCGACUCAUUAUGGUCAGCUGGAAUCAGGACAUUUUGUUGCUUAUGCUCGAACUGAAGAUGGGCAUUGGCUUCUCUUCAACGAUUGUACUGUCAAGGAUGUGCUGAGUGAUGAGGUUGACCGAAGCAAUGCCUAUCUGCUUUUCUAUGAACGAAAAGGUGCU